Penicillium waksmanii is the source of this 1299-nucleotide messenger RNA. Its product is annotated as CFEM domain-containing protein. The transcript has 8 exons. Lineage: Eukaryota; Fungi; Ascomycota; Eurotiomycetes; Eurotiales; Aspergillaceae. The record is from RefSeq and is a predicted model, not a curated record. The coding region runs from base 1 to 1299 and encodes 432 amino acids.
AUGCGUUUUCUAGGUGGUAUUCUCCUGGUUGUGGCUAUCCUGCCCGCCACUGUGAUCGCCAGCGCGUCCAGCGCGUCCAGCGCGGCGCAAUUGACGGCCAGUCUACCACCAUGUGCGCUGCUGUGCAUGAAAUCUUCUUUAUCAGAAGCCUCAUGUGCACCUACCGAUCAGAAAUGUCUCUGUACGGAUGCUAAAUACACGGCAGCUCUAGAGAGUUGUGUCGUCGCUAGUUGCACCAUUCGUCAAUCUUUGACUACCAAAAAUGUCACUACGAUGGCAUGCGACGCCCCCGUACGAGAUCGAACGAAAAUUGUUUCUUAUGCUGGAGUCGCAGGUGGCAUCAUCGCUCUUGUUGCUUUUAUACUUCGCAUGAUAGCGCGUUUGAGAUGUUGUGGUGGUACCUUUGGCUGGGAUGACUGGACUAUGGCUCUAACAAUGGCGCUCGUCAUCCCACUAUCGGCACUUUCAGCUGUUUUGGCAGACACUGGCCUGGGGAGAGAUAUGUGGACACUCCCUUUUGACAAUGUCACCCACAUUCUUUAUCUUUAUUUCUGGGAUGAGUUGAUAUAUCUCAGCAUAUUACCUAUGACUAAAAUUUCGAUAUGUUGCUUCUAUCUUCGCAUUUUUCCUGAACGGCAAUUCCGGAAUGUGACCUAUGUUGUCAUUGGGCUCAAUGUCUGUUACCUGAUUGUCUUUGUCUUGAUUUCAGUAUUCCAGUGCAGCCCACUCCCUGGCGCAUGGCUUCACUGGGACGGCGAAGGUGAUUAUAAGUGCAACCAUAUCAAUGCGCAGGGCUGGGCGGCGGCGGCAAUCAACAUGCUUUUCGAUGUGAUUGUCAUGGUUUUGCCACUGCGGCAACUCUGGAACUUAAACCUUUCCUUGCGAAAGAAGGCUUUUGUUAUGUGCAUGUUCAGCCUUGGUAUCUUCGUUACACUCGUCAGCAUCCUUCGCUUGAACUCCCUCAUACAUUUCGCAUCGACCGAGAACCUAACUUGGGACUAUGUGGGUAUCGGUUAUUGGAGCACGAUUGAAUGCGACGUUGGUGUCAUUUGUGCCUGUCUGCCCGCAAUUCGCUCUUUACUUCGGCGUGUUUCUCCGAAACUUUUCGGAGAUACUGAACACACCAAGUCAUACGGCAUGAAUUCUCAUUCUCGAGGAAACGGUUCUCGGCUUGAAAACUCAAUUCAUGUUCAGAACAGCUUUCAAGUCCAAAGCAAAAGUGACUCCAGAAACUUCCAUCCACUGGAUGAUAUGGAAAAUUCCAGUCAAGCUAAUUUACAUCAAGAUCGUCAUGUUUGA